AUGGAAACAGUGGAACACGCUUUCUUGCUAUGCGAUUGGGUAAGAGCUACAUGGUUUGGGGCUGAAUGUCAAAGUAUCCCAACUAGAGAGACAGUCACAUCUAUUGGGAAUUGGUUAUUGGAAAAUAUAAGAAAAAUUAGAGCUGCAGGAGGUGAAGAACAAGAGAAGAGAAUCAGUAAUUUUGGGUUCUUGAUGUGGGAAAUAUGGAAGACCAGAAAUGACAAACUUUUUCAACAUCUAGAAAUAAAUCCAAUGUGGACAAUUAAAAAAGCAAAUAUUAUGAAAAAUCUUUACUGGAAACUAAAAGAAAAACAAGCAGGAACGAUGAUCAGAGAAAAAGAGAACAGAAUAAACCUGGUAAGAUGGAGACCUCCUCCAACUGGCUGGCUGAAGGCAAACGUCGAUGCAGCAUUCAGGAAAGAAAAGGGUUCUGGUGCAAUAUCUGUGGUAGUCAGGGAUAACAGAGGAAGAAUUGUAUUAGGCUUCACAGGAAAAAUUCAAGCAAAUUCAAGCAUCGCAGCAGAAGCAACAGCAAUUAGACAAGCCAUAAUCAUAGUUAAUAAUCUCCAGAUGGGAAAGACUCUAAUAGAAUCUGAUAAUUUGAAACUCAUACAAGCAAUUAAAUCAAAGGGUUCAAUAGGGAAAAUUUCAGCAAUUCUUCAAGACAUUAAUAUGCUAAUGGAACAAUUACCGGAAAAGGGAUUAACUUGGACUCCUAGAAACGGGAAUUUCCUCGCCCAUGAAAUAGCCAAGGCAGCAGAAAUAGGGGCAUUGCACCAUAAUUGGAGCACUCAACCACCUGCAAACAUUCACAGAAUCAUCAGAAACGAAAUUCAAUUUGAUUAA
Messenger RNA from Arachis stenosperma, 846 nucleotides. RefSeq lists its product as uncharacterized. The coding region runs from base 1 to 846 and encodes 281 amino acids. Gene Ontology annotation, molecular function: RNA-DNA hybrid ribonuclease activity; nucleic acid binding. NCBI's taxonomy places the organism in Eukaryota, Viridiplantae, Streptophyta, Magnoliopsida, Fabales, Fabaceae. The transcript has a single exon. The record is from RefSeq and is a predicted model, not a curated record.